Molecule: messenger RNA, 1254 nt
Organism: Saccharomyces kudriavzevii IFO 1802
Lineage: Eukaryota; Fungi; Ascomycota; Saccharomycetes; Saccharomycetales; Saccharomycetaceae
Gene: SIL1
Product: Sil1p
Exons: 1
Coding region: 1-1254 (417 amino acids)
Cellular component (GO): endoplasmic reticulum
Molecular function (GO): adenyl-nucleotide exchange factor activity
Source: RefSeq, a predicted model, not a curated record
AUGGUCCGAGUUCUCUCCGUAAUUUUGACGGCGUUAUCUCUGAAAUUAGUGACAAGCACGACAUCUCAAGGAAUUAUACGCUCUGUGUCAUCUCGAAGUGAAAGCAUGCCUGCAGACGAUAUCAAAGGCCUGACGAUUUCAGAUAAUUCGAUAUGUGGUAAUAGUCGUUGCUAUCCGAGGAUAUUCGAGCCUGAACACGAUUGGCAGCCCAUACUCCCGGGUCAAGAACUGCCCGGUGGCUUGGAUAUAAGAAUCAACAUGGAAACUGGCUUGAAAGAGGCAAAGCUAGAUAGUGAAGAAAGUGGCAGCCAUGACAUAAUUAUUUACCCAGGGAAUAUGAAACCAUCAGCCGAUGACUAUGAAUUUUCCAGUGAUUUUAACGAUAUCAGGAGCAUCAUCAACUCACAUUCGACCUUAAUUCCACAAGAUAUUACUAUUCUGGAGGAUAAGUUCGAUAAAGUAAUGGAAUUCGCUCAUGAUUACAAGCACGGCUACAAGAUCAUCGUUCAUGAAUUUUCCCUCUUGGCCAACGUCAGUCUAAACGAAGCUUUACCUUUGACAUUGAGAGAACUAAGUACUAGAAUCAUUACAAGCUGUGUGAGAAAUAACCCACCUGUAGUUGAAUUCAUUAACGAGAAUUUUCCAAACUUUAAGGGCCAAAUAAUGGCCGCUCUGUCAAAAUUGAACGAUUCCAACCACAAAGUCUCGAAUAUCUUGAUGAAGAGAUACUUAUCCAUUUUAAACGAACUGCCGGCUACUUCCCAGGAUUUCUCCAUAUAUUCUACAACAGUCCUGCAAAAUAUAUAUGAACAAAACAGCAACGAUAAACAGUUGCAAAUAAAAGUAUUGGAACUGAUCAGCAAGAUCUUGAAGGCUGACAUGAGCGAAAAUGAAGAUACGAAUCUAGCACUGUACAAAAGGAACGCAGAAAACUGGUCGUCAAACCUGCAAGAAUGGGCAAGCGAGUUUCAAGAGAUGGUACAGAACAAAGAUAUAGAUGAACUACAUACGAGGACCUUUUUUGACACCUUGUACAACUUGAAAAAGACCUUCAAAAACGAUAUUAUCAUCAAUAAAGUUUUUUUGAAUUGGCUAGCGCAACAAUGCGAAGCCAGACAAGCCAGCUUGGAUAGCGGGUUACGAGAAAGAGACGUUGAACAAGACUCAUUUGAUAAGAAACUCAUCGACAGCAGGCACUUGAUUUUUGGCAACCCUAUGGCUCACAGAAUCAAAAAUUUCAGAGAUGAACUGUGA